Hypomesus transpacificus is the source of this 830-nucleotide messenger RNA. RefSeq names its product E3 ubiquitin-protein ligase CBL-B-B. The transcript has 5 exons. Lineage: Eukaryota; Metazoa; Chordata; Actinopteri; Osmeriformes; Osmeridae. Gene Ontology annotation, biological process: homologous chromosome pairing at meiosis; meiotic DNA repair synthesis; regulation of meiotic cell cycle. Bases 1 to 828 code for a protein of 275 amino acids. The record is from RefSeq and is a predicted model, not a curated record.
AUGGGGAGAGGCUGUGCCCGCCUGCCUCAUCCAUACAAACCUGGCAACACAGGGUACAGCAGUUCACAGACCGCUCAGCAGAACACAACAGCGAGGCAGGAUUUUCGAGUUCCCAGCAACCCCAGGCAGAGCAGCCACGCCAACCCUCGCAGAGGUGGGCACGCACAGAGCCUCCCUGCACCCGCCACGGGCUACUCUCCCAGGGGUCGGCCGUCAGCACACACACAGGCCAACCCACUUCAGCCCCCUCAGCCUCAUCAGGCCCCGCCCCCUCCACCAAGCCGACCCGCCCCUGCACCUCAACAUCAGAACAGCACGUGGAGGUUCAAAAGCACCAGUAGCACUGGACCACUGAGACAGCCUGCUGGCAAUAACAACAUAUACAACACCAAGCCUGCUGCUCCAACUCAGACGACAUCUGCAUUUCAGGUCAAACCAGUGGCUGAGAGCUCCCUAAGGAUCCUGACUGCUGUCAUAGCUGGGAUGAGACACUGGAGCCAGUUCAAGGACAAAGCUCCCGCCCUGUUUGAAAUCUACGCAACUCUCGAUUCCGCGGUCACGGUGGGAUCCCACGGGGCCAAGGACUUCCUCGUGAGAGACGGCAAAGAGGUCUUGCAGUGUGUCUUCUACGAGAACGAGCUGGAGCUGCCCAGGCUGAUCCGGGGCCAGGUGCACCGCUGCGUGGGGAACUACGACAGCAGGAGGGACGUCCUCACCUGCGUGUCCGUCAGGGCCGCUCUGCCCUCGGAGCAGAGGAACGCCCAGGAGGCGGUGAGAGCUUCCGACGCCGAGAUGAGGGGGCUGGUCAAGUCUCUCAGUGAAGUCUGAUA